AUUCGAGGAGACAUACCAAGCAGGGGCUGUGGCAACCAGCUCAUCUCCACGGAUGGAUAUAAAGUGAAAGAAGAGAGCCGAGUUUCCAGCAGGUACCAGCUGACUGGACGACUGGACGAAGGCGACGUUUCUAUGACGAUACUGAAACUCACAGAGGACGACGCUGGACGCUAUGGAUGCAGAGUGGAAAUACCCGGGUGGUUCAACGACGCCAAACAUCACUUCGAUCUGACCGUUAGAGUUCUACAAGCGACGUCCACAGAGUCAACAGCAGCAGCAGAGACGUCCACAGAGUCGACAGCAACCAGUCAGACUGCAGUUUCAGAGCAGCAUGUUAGUGACAAGAACCACCUUCAGUCCAACGAUGGCUCAGAGCGACAUGAGGUGACCUUUAAAAGCUCAUCGAGUUGUAAACGGAAGCUCUGCGGUUUGUUCUUGAACCGUUUCAAAAGUCCUCAGCGGCAGAUCAGCACUUCGGUCCAGUUCAGUUCGACUUCGUCCACCCUGCAGCUCCACAGUCGAGGCUCAGCGGUGGAGAAGAUCUACCAGAUCGCCAACUACGAGUACUGUCCCUUAAGCUCCGCCCACUGGAGAUGGGCUGACAACGAACUGCAAACAUGGACGUGA
This is a messenger RNA of Stegastes partitus (bicolor damselfish), 627 nucleotides long. Lineage: Eukaryota; Metazoa; Chordata; Actinopteri; Pomacentridae. The record is from RefSeq and is a predicted model, not a curated record.